Phragmites australis (common reed) is the source of this 804-nucleotide messenger RNA. RefSeq lists its product as uncharacterized. The record is from RefSeq and is a predicted model, not a curated record. Lineage: Eukaryota; Viridiplantae; Streptophyta; Magnoliopsida; Poales; Poaceae. Bases 189 to 473 code for a protein of 94 amino acids. The transcript has 3 exons.
GAACCCUACCACCAACCAGGUACCAGCCCUCCGUCAAACACGCCGCCGCCGCUAGGCCAGGCCAGGCCUAUAUAAAACGCGCAGGCGGAAAGUAUACUUGCGAGCCACGAAAGAAAGAGCGGCGGCGGAUCUGUUUCGUUUCCUUCUCGUUCUCUUGCGCGUGCGAGGAAGAGCACCGAUCUCCAUCGAUGGCUUCUGCUGGUGCGUGGUCCAAGAGGUGGCUCCGGCCCGAGGUGUACCCGCUCUUCCUGGCUACUGGCACGGCCGUGGGCAUCUGCGCCAUGCAGCUCAUCCGCAACAUCACCACCAACCCCGAAGUCAGGGUCACCAAGGAGAAUAGGGCAGCAGGCAUCAUGGAGAACUUCGACGAGGGGAAGCAGUACUCACAGCACGGCUUCAGGAAGUUCAUGGACAAGCAGCGCGCCGAGAUCAUGCCGGGGCUCAACUCCUUCAUGGCCGACCCGCCCAAGUAAACGACCGGAGAGAACAGAGCUACAUGCUCGUGGAUGACUUUUAAUUUCAAGAUUUGGCUGCGAUUUUAAUUCUUUAUUACCAUGAUUUGAUACAUGAUUUUUGUAUCGCCUUACAUGAUAUCGUGGCUUGGCUGUGAACAGGCCUAGCUUGUGGAGUUUUGGUCGGAUACAAUCUUGAUCUGAAUAACCAGCAUAUCCUGGAGGAUUGUGCGAAUUUAUUCAAUUCUGCAUACGACCUUGCGAAGUCUUGUUCCUGCUAGUGCCAUAAGGGCAUAUAUAAUGGGAAUGUUUAUAUGAGGUGCUUACGGAAAAAAAUGAUUUAUUUUUGUCA